Messenger RNA from Rotaria sp. Silwood1, 942 nucleotides. The record is from the annotation of a GenBank genome assembly. Lineage: Eukaryota; Metazoa; Rotifera; Eurotatoria; Philodinida; Philodinidae.
AUGAAUAUUAUUCUUUUUAUUGUGACAAUAUGUGUGAGUAUCCCAAGUGUAUUGAUUAAUCUAUUUGCUAUAUAUCGACUUCAUGCUAAUACAAAAUUAAGUGUUUUUGCUUUUCGUACAAUACUUCAUGUUAGUUUAUUUACUACAUGUACAUGUGUACCGUUCUUUUUAAUUGAAUUAUAUUUUAAUUCAUAUUUUCCAUUAUCACCAUCAAUAUGUAAAUUAUGGAUAAUUGUUGAUUAUGCAUCUAUCGUUUGUCUUGGUCUUUUAGUAUGUUGGGCAUCAAUACAACGUCAUAUACUUAUAUUUGGUCCAAUACAUAUUAAAAAACUUCAAUCAAAAUUUAAAUAUAAAUUAAUACCAAGUAUUCUUGCAUUAGGUCUCCCAUUAGCAUGGUAUUCAAUAUUAGCAUCAACAUGUACAUAUGAUAAAAAAUUACAUGAAACAUUUCAAUGUCGUCCAUGUUUUGAAAAUGAAAAAAUUAUUUUUCUAAUUGAUACGAUUUUAAGCUUAAUUUUGCCAUUAUUUAUUACUAUUGUAGUAACAUUUCUCUUAUUAAUACGUAUUAUACGUUUACGUCUUAGAACAUUUCGUUUUCCAUCAAAAAAAUGGCGUCGUUGUAAACGUUUAACACGGCAAAUGAUAUUAUUUUCAUUAAUUUAUUUAAUUGGCCUUGUACCGUAUGUUUUAACAAAUUUAAAUUCUUUAUAUAAUUUUUGGCCAUUGAUAAAUUUGCCUUGGUGUAUACAAAUAGCUGAUGCAUUUACAUAUGUUCCAUGUUGUUUUUCAUCAUUUUUAAGUAUAUAUGCAUUUCCAGAUAUUUGGACGAGUCGAAAAAAUCGUCGUUAUCGGCAUCAUCAUCAUCAUCAUCUUCAAAAAACAAAUCGAAAACAUCGGACAACAUUAGCAAGUACAUCUACAAUGUUAUCGACUAUGACAUGA